AUGAAUUUGGAUGAAUUAAACACGUUUCAGUUCUAUCUCAAAUUCAAAAAGAUGCUAGCACAAACGGUAAAGGAAUCCGAGAUCACAGAGCAGGACUCGCUUCUACUGACGAGGAAUCUGCUUCGCAUUGCUAUAUUCAACAUUAGUUACAUCAGAGGUCUAUUCCCUGAGAAGUAUUUCAACGAUAAAUCUGUUCCAGCCUUGGAGAUGAAGAUUAAAAAGCUUAUGCCUAUGGAUGCUGAGUCCCGCAGAUUAAUUGACUGGAUGGAGAAAGGUGUAUAUGAUGCUUUACAGAAGAAGUAUUUGAAAACACUCCUGUUCUGUAUCUGUGAAACAGUGGAUGGACCAAUGAUCGAGGAAUAUGCAUUUUCCUUCAGUUACUCAAAUACUGAUAGUCAAGAGGUGUCGAUGAACAUCAAUCGCAAGGGAAAGAAGAAGGGAGUGACAUUCGACUAUAACUCCAAAACGGAAAUAACUCCCAGUCAAAUGCGGAGUUCUGCAUGUAAAAUGGUCCGCACAUUGAUUCAGCUAAUGAGAACUUUGGAUAAGAUGCCAGAGGAGCGCACUAUACUGAUGAAGCUACUAUAUUACGAUGAUGUCACGCCCGUGGAUUAUGAGCCUCCCUUCUUCAGAGCCUGUAUAGAAGAGGAAGCUCAUCAUCCAUGGACUAGAAGUCCCUUGAAAAUGGAGGUUGGCAAUGUCAACAGUAAGCACUUUGUAUUGGCUCUAAAGGUUAAGAGUGUGCUCGAUCCUUGUGAGGAUGAGAAUGAUGAAUAUCAAGAUGAUGUAAGCCUGGGUGCUGAUUCUCCCAAAAGAGAUGAAAAUAGUGAAUCUGAUAGUGAGUUCAGUAAUUCAGAUAAUGAUCAAUACAUAGUGGCUCCAGUUGACAAGAAACAGAGUCGUAAAGAUAACACCGUAGUUGGUGAAGAUGAUACUCAGGACCCAGAAGAAGAUGUACAACAGUCGGGGCGUGUAAUAGAGUGGAUCAGAUCGUAUCACCUUGAUACUGUCAAGUUCACUGAUGUGCUUUCUAAUUUCCCUGACAUCUCAGUGGUUCUAAUAGAAGAAAUUAUGGACAAGCUGGUUAAAGAAUGUGUUGUUACUAAAGCUGGUGCAGAAAGUUAUGACAUUAACAAGCAAAAGAAAUUCGACUAUGAGUUUGAUGCUGUGAAAGAAGAAACAGGUCAGACGGUGGCCAAUGACUGCAAAGCUGGGGUUAUGGGUGUAGAUCACAUGUACAUGAAGGCUUUAUAUCACGCCCUUUCAAUGAACUACAUAUCGGUGGCUAAACUUCAGAGCAAGCUUGAGGGUGAAGCAAACCUGACUAUUGCACGCAAGCUAAUAGAUAAAAUGACUAGGGAUGGCUUUGUCGAGGCCAAGAGCAACCGCAGACUAGGCAAGCGCGUAAUCCACUCUGAUCUUACUAAGGAAAAGCUGAUCGAAGUCAAGAAGGCCCUUAUGGACAUAGAAGACAUGGAUCUGGAUGCCAACGAAUCAGUUAACAAGUUCAACAAUCUACCACUUCAGAUUAACGGGAACAACCACAAGGACUUAUCCACCUGCGGUGUCCUUCACUCAAUUGGAUCGGAUCUCACGCGCACACGAGGCAGGCCUGAUGGACUCCAAAAUGAUUCUAUAAGAAGUGAGCAGACUGUCUCGAGGAAAAGAGAGCUCGGAAACACUCCUACAAGCAGAGCCGAGCCAGUAACUUCGAGGGAAAGCUUUGCACCCGGGAUAGAAGAUGGUAGAGCUAUUGGACACGACAAUGUCCGUGAGGAGAUGGACACAGUUAUGUGCACCAGGUCUACUCAAGAGAAAAGUGCUAGAAAAGCAAGCACGGUCAAAGAGCCAAUCCUCCAGUACACAAAGCGCCAGAAAUCUCAAGCUGUCUGA
This is a messenger RNA of Fraxinus pennsylvanica, 1893 nucleotides long. Lineage: Eukaryota; Viridiplantae; Streptophyta; Magnoliopsida; Lamiales; Oleaceae. The record is from the annotation of a GenBank genome assembly.